This is a messenger RNA of Symsagittifera roscoffensis, 1811 nucleotides long. Its product is annotated as NEDD4 family-interacting protein 1-like. Bases 44 to 778 code for a protein of 244 amino acids. Gene Ontology annotation, molecular function: WW domain binding. Gene Ontology annotation, cellular component: perinuclear region of cytoplasm; Golgi apparatus; endoplasmic reticulum. The record is from RefSeq and is a predicted model, not a curated record. Gene Ontology annotation, biological process: vacuolar transport; metal ion transport; positive regulation of protein ubiquitination. The transcript is spliced from 6 exons. Lineage: Eukaryota; Metazoa; Xenacoelomorpha; Acoela; Convolutidae.
CGAUUUUUUUUCAGUUACUUAAUGUGAACCUUGGUUACCUAGCAUGACCCAGUACACCAGAUUACCCUCAGAAGAACCCGAGGUUCCGGCCUACGAUGCUGAUGAUAGAACCGCCGGGUCGUCGAGAAUAAACACUGAUAAUGCAAACAAUGACGAUAAAACUGAUAAUGAAAACCAGUUCGUUGCCCUACCUCCUCCAUAUGGAGACAACUCAGAUCUGCCCACAUAUGAGGAAGUAGAACGAAUCAAACGCGACGAGGAGGAUAGGGACAGCGAGAAUCCCUACUCGGCCCUGUUAAAUGGAUCUAUGACAGCAAAUCUGUUCAGCUCCGAGAUGGAAGUCGGAUCAGACUCAAUAUUCCUCCUCACAUUUCUGAUCGCUCUGAUGUUCAGCUGGGUGGGUUUCAUGUUGACCUUCUGCGUGUCCAACAGCAUGGCAGGCAGAUACGGGGCGAUCAGUGGCUUCGGCCUCUCCCUCAUCAAGUGGACUGUCCUCAUAUCCCACUCCCAGUACAACAAUCCAGCUGCAACUGCAACAGCAGCCGGCACUCCAGAAGACGUGCCCAACUACUGGUUCAAUGCAUGGGUGUCGUGGCUGCUGAUAUUGUCUGGCGGGAUGAUCUUCGUGAAGGGUAUCUACAUGUAUGUGAAGGCUAAGCAAACAGCGUACGAGAACAGUACUCAAAUGCGAAACCAGACAACUGAAGACGACAACAACAGUACGGAAGAAGAGCAACAGAGACACUCGAGGCAGUUCUCACUUUUCUACUUCUACUAGUCAAAUAAUGACAAAUGCAGGAGAGGGGAGUUGACUUUAAUAAACGAGCCUGAUCAUCAGCAGAGUUCUUAAGAGAAGCGAAAAAGGAGAGAAACUUUAGGAUGUGAGUUUCAAUGAUAGUACAAAAGAGGGAAAAAAGAUACAAAGACAUAAUCAUUCCUAUUUUGAAAGAAUAUUAUAAAUUUCUUCUUCCUUUCAAUUUUCAAGAAGAACAUGAUAAGCAUUAUUUGUUUUGUGCUUUUGCAAUUGAAUGGGCAUCAAGCAAGAUGAACUUUCUUGAAUUACUUUUGAAAAUGAUUAAUAUUUAGAUUUUAAAAUAUAUGGUUUGCUGGUUUUCUAACCAUAUUUGUUCGAAUUUCGAAGGCAGAAAACUAUUGUAUUGCUUGCUUGAUGUUUGCUUGAAUCAGCGAAGAAAUCUUUAGCUCCAUCAUGAAUUAUUAGCUCCUUUAAAGUGUAAAAUAUCCUCAUGUUUUAUUAAAUGAAGCUUCCUGAAUGUAGUGAAUAGAUUUAGCACCAUUUUCAUUUCUGUUGGUUUUGUUCUGGUUCUUGCUUGGCUCGUGUUUUCACUUCAAUUUUAAAAAUCCCUCAGGGAUAAAUCUUGACUGCUCAAAAGUUCAAAUCCUGCUCGAAAACUGAAUCGUUGGUCUGCUUAUAUUCCCUCUAGGUAUUUAAUUUUGAAGUUAGUUAGAACGUUUUAAUCAUUGCAGAUCUUAUGUUUAAAAAAAACGAUAAAAAUUUUUCUCAAGAAAAAAGUUAUUUUAAAUUUGCCUCAUUUUUAAAACCAAGAAAGCAGGCCAAAUUUGUCGGGGUAUAGUCCCACUGUGUUAUCUGUUCGGUUGCUCUUUCUUUGUAUAAACCAGUGUAUAAUAGUAUAAUAUUUUACUUAAACAACCAAUCGCGCUCAACUAUGUUUAUGUAACUAAACAUCAUACAGGGAAGGUAGUUUGGGAAAAAGUAUGUCAGUUGAAAUGAAUGAAUUUUGAAUUUCAAUCACCACUUAUUAGAUUCGGAUCCAAAUUUAAUUUUGCUAUCA